AAGGGACAUGUGUCUGAGGCUCUGUACCUUUUUAGUUCCCUAUAUCAUAGUUCCCUGUUUCCAGUGUCAGUAGAGAUGUGGAAUUUGCUAAGAUCCUCUUUGACUGCCUACCUCAUUUCCUUCUUCCUCCUCCUUCUCUGGCUGCCUUCCAGCUACUCAGGACAAUUCACAGUGAUAGGACCAGCUCACCCAAUCCGGGCCUUGGUAGGGGAUGAGAUUGAGUUGUCAUGCCGCCUUUCGCCUGCUAAGAAUGCUACAGGAAUGGAGGUGGGCUGGUAUCGGCCUCCCUUUUCUCGAGUGGUUCACCUCUACCGAAAUGGGAAGGAUCAAGAUGGAGAGCAGGCACCUGAGUACCGGGGGCGAACAACACUGGUGAAGGAGGCCAUAGGAGAAGGGAAGGUGGCCCUAAAGAUCCAGCAUGUGAGAUUCGCCGAUGAGGGAGGAUACACCUGCUUCUUCCGAGAUCACUCAUACCAAGAAGAAGCGGCAAUGGAGCUGAAGGUGGAAGAUCCAUUUUAUUGGAUUAACCCUGGAAUGCUGGUUCUGAUUGCUGUCCUGCCCAUUCUCAUCCUGCAGAUCACUGUCGGCCUUGGUUAUCUCUACAUGCAGUACAGACUUAGAGGCAAACUCCAAGCAGAGAUUGAGAAUCUCCACCGAACUUUUGAUCCCCAUUUCCUGAGAGUGCCCUGCUGGAAGAUAACACUUUUUGUGAUAGUGCCCGUUCUGGGACCCCUCGUUGCCAUGAUCAUCUGUUACAACUGGCUGCAUCGAAGACUGGCAGGACAAUUCCUCGAAGAACUAAAAUACCCCUUUUAAGGGAUGUUGGCCUCCCCUUGAAGCAACAGUGAAGAGGCUGACCAGCUUGAGGGCAAGUCACGAGUUGGUCUACAAGAGAGGUGUGCCCUUCAGCACUCUUCUCCCUCAAGAUUCCUCGCCCACUUGCUAAGGAGAGAAGGCAUUCAAGUUGACACUUACAGAGUCCUUUCUGGACCUCAGGUCCAAAACAGGAAAGAUUCUUUCUCCUUCUUUCUGUUCUCUAUUCUCCUAACUCCUCUUCUUUUGCUCUAUCCCUCUCUACCUUGUUUCUUUCUGUAGUUUCAUUUUUUUCAUUUGUAUCACUCCCCUUAUUUUCUUUGCCCUUCCUUCACUUAUUUUCCCCCUUCUCUGUCUUCUUCUUGACCCUCUUCUCCAACUUGAGUGCCACUUUGCAGUCCAUCUUUAACCCUCAAAGAUGGAUAGAUACUGUGAUCCACUCUUUGUUCCCCUAAAGGACACCAGCAUCAUGAGGGCAGAGAUAUCAUCACUGCUUCAAGGAGGAACCCAGGCCUCUCCCCUAAGUGGAAACUCAGGGCCUUUGGGAUCACACACAAAUUAAGGGCCCAAUGAAAUACAAAUGAACAUUCAUUUCUUUCUACAAAGAUGUACGGCCUGUAUGUAAUGGGGGCAAAGGGGAAGAAACCUCAGAGACCCAGAAAGUGAGACAGUUGCUGGGCUCUGAAGAGUGCAUAUGGGAGUUUCAUGUGGGAACCAGGAGGUCAUAUAGAUAGGGAAUGGUCUCAAGAACCCUAGACUGUAGGUAAGUUUCUGUGAUGGCAGCAGAUUAAAGAUAAAUUAGAGAACCUGGGGAUUAGAAGUGGCAGAGUUCUGUUUCUCUUCUAUACCUCCGCUUUCCCUAUGUAUCCUAUCCUCUAUCUAGUCUUUCUCCCUACCUCCUCAUCUUUCAUCCUUUUCUCUCUGUCCAUCUCCUAUUUAUUCAACCACUAUUUAUUGAAUGACUACCAUGUGUAAAAGAACUGUGCUGGGUGCUGAUUAAUAAUAAUACUAUCCCCUUUCACU
Trichosurus vulpecula (common brushtail) is the source of this 1836-nucleotide messenger RNA. It is a transcript of the gene MOG, whose product is annotated as myelin oligodendrocyte glycoprotein. Bases 76 to 816 code for a protein of 246 amino acids. The transcript is spliced from 8 exons. The record is from RefSeq and is a predicted model, not a curated record. Gene Ontology annotation, cellular component: external side of plasma membrane. NCBI's taxonomy places the organism in Eukaryota, Metazoa, Chordata, Mammalia, Diprotodontia, Phalangeridae. Gene Ontology annotation, molecular function: signaling receptor binding. Gene Ontology annotation, biological process: T cell receptor signaling pathway; regulation of cytokine production.